UCAUGGCUCCCCUGGCCGAAAUCGGGGGCUUCCUGGGCGGCCUGGAAGGCUUGGGCCAGCAGGUGGGCUCCCAUUUCCUCUUGCCCCCCGCCGGGGAGAGGCCGGCCUUGCUGGGCGACCGCCUGGCUCAAGUCGAGAGAGGCUCCUCCCGAGGGGGCGUCGGAGCCACGGAUCUAGCCCACUUGCAGGGCAUCCUGCGCCGGAGGCAGCUCUACUGCCGGACGGGCUUCCACCUGCAGAUCCUGCCCGACGGCAGCGUCCAGGGCACGAGACAGGACCACAGCCUCUUCGGUAUCCUUGAAUUCAUCAGUGUGGCAGUGGGAUUAGUCAGUAUUCGAGGGGUGGACAGUGGCCUUUAUCUUGGAAUGAAUGAGAAAGGAGAACUCUACGGCUCUGAGAAGCUCACUCCUGAAUGUGUCUUCAGAGAACAGUUUGAAGAGAACUGGUACAACACUUACUCCUCCAAUGUGUACAAGCAUGGCGACUCAGGCCGGCGGUACUUUGUGGCACUUAACAAAGAUGGCAGCCCCAGAGAUGGGGCACGGUCCAAAAGACACCAGAAGUUCACUCAUUUCUUGCCCAGGCCUGUGGAUCCUGAAAGAGUGCCAGAACUCUACAAGGAUUUGUUGACAUUCACUUGAAGUUCAACGCAGAAGGGGAAUGGAAUCUUAGUCUCGACACAAAGAAAUCUGGAGUGCUGAGGAGAUCUAGGAAGCCAGCUUGGAGAGGCCAUUUAGCGGUAGAGAAGCCUUCAUUUCCUAAUAUCUGGAUUUAGGAGAAAGAGCCUUACAGUGAAGUGGUCCAAUGUCUUUUAGGUUUAUUCGAUAAUGUGCUGGUCAAGUAGACGACAGAAAGUUGAAAAUGGACAAUUUACGUACCAGACUGAGACUCAACUACUCUGGAUUAUUUCCUCCCUACUGUAGAACAUGAAUAAA
Molecule: messenger RNA, 935 nt
Organism: Heteronotia binoei (common prickly gecko)
Lineage: Eukaryota; Metazoa; Chordata; Lepidosauria; Squamata; Gekkonidae
Gene: FGF20
Product: fibroblast growth factor 20
Exons: 3
Coding region: 3-641 (212 amino acids)
Biological process (GO): regulation of cell migration; positive regulation of gene expression; cell differentiation
Cellular component (GO): cytoplasm
Molecular function (GO): growth factor activity; fibroblast growth factor receptor binding
Source: RefSeq, a predicted model, not a curated record